AUGGCAACAGACAAUGUCUACGUUCUCUUCUACUUAUUGGCCUUCCUAUGCAUUCAACCCAACGUCUGCGACGGAGCUCUAACCUCAGGCUGCAUCCCUGCCGAAAGAAGUGCUCUACUUGAGUUCAAACGAGGCCUGAAAGAUCCUACCAACAGGCUGUCCUCUUGGGUGGGUGAAGACUGCUGCAAAUGGGAGGGUGUGACGUGCAGCAAUCAUACUGGGCAUGUCGUCAAGCUGGACCUCCAGAAUCCGCAUCCUUUCUCUGAUUUUGGUGACGAGCCAUACAACAACUGGACCUUAGGAGGUGAGUUGAGGCCUUCUUUACUUGGUCUGAAGCACCUAAAGUACCUGGACCUAAGCAUGAACGAUUUUGGAGGCAUUAAUAUUCCAGAAUUCAUGGGGUCAUUCCAUCAACUCCAAUAUCUUAACCUCUCCAGAGCUGGAUUGGGUGGACUCCUGCCUCACCAGCUGGGAAAUCUCUCCAAUCUGCAGUAUCUAGACUUAUACAAUGACUUGGAUCCCAAUUUUGUGGUUCCGGUCCGUGAAUUUAGCAUUGGUGAUGCACUCUGGAUUUCUCACCUUUCUUCUCUAAAGCAUCUCAACCUGAAGAGUGUUAAGUUUCAAAAUGGUACUCACUGGCUGGAAGCUCUGAACAUGCUUCCUUCUAUUCUGGAGAUAUACUUACCUCUCUGUGAAAUUGGAAGUGUUCCCUUUUCUCUUCCACAUGUGAACUUUACAUCACUGUCUGUUCUUGAUUUGUCGGAUAAUCUCAUUGACUCUCCGAUACCCUCUUGGUUAUCCAACAUAAGUGGCCUUGAGCACCUUGAUCUCAGUGAGAACGACCUUCAGGGUAAUAUUCCACCGACCUUUGGUAACUUGGCUUCCCUCAAGGAACUUAAUUUAGCUUUCAAUCCUCUUCAAGGAGGAAUACCCACUUCCUUCAAAAAUCUGUGCAAGUUGCAGAAUUUAAUAUUGCCAGGCAUCAAUAUCAGCCAAGAUUUGUUAGGACUCGAUGAAAGUUUUUCUGGUUGCGUCAAGAUGAGCUUAGAGAGUCUGGACUUAUCCAGCACGAAUAUUAGUGGGCAGUUGCCUGAAUGGUUAUUCCAACUCAGGAAGCUUAAAGUACUCAAUUUGGGGUGGAAUCUGAUUUCUGGUCCUAUUCCUUUGUCACUUGGACAACUAGCAUCACUCCAAGAGCUCUUUCUUGGUCAAAAUCAAUUGAACGAAACAAUACCAGAAAGCGUGGGGUGGCUGUCUCAACUAGUUUCUUUGGACCUUGAGUACAACAAUUUGGAGGGUGUAAUGUCUGAGGCGCAUUUUGGAAACCUCACGGAAUUGAAAGACUUAACUUUGUCGUCCAACUCCUUGGCUCUGAAGGUCAAGAGCAAUUGGAUUCCUCCCUUCCAGCUAGAAUCCCUUCGGAUGGGCUCUUGCAAACAGGGUCCUGAGUUCCCUGCAUGGCUCCAGUCGCAAAUAAAUAUUUUCGAAAUUGAUAUGUCUAAUGCUGGUAUUAUUGAUGCUAUGCCAAACUGGUUUUGGAGCUUAAUUUCCACAGCAGAGUACGUGAGUGUCUCCGGCAAUCAGAUCAGUGGCCACGUACCCAAUUUAUUGCAUUUAAAUAAUCUCGACUGGUUGGAUUUAAGCUCAAACUAUUUCGAGGGUCCUCUUCCAUUUUUCCCUCAUGGAAUAUAUUAUUUAGAUUUGUCAAAUAAUUCAUUCUCGGGAACAAUUUCACUUGACAUCAUCAUGAAUAUGUCUUACCUCACAUAUUUAUCGCUUUCAAAAAAUAAUUUAAGUGGCCAAAUUCCCUUCUUUGUAUGCCAACUGCAGGCCCUACAGAUUCUUGAUCUUUCAAAAAAUACGUUAUCAGGAGUGCUCCCCAAUUGUUGGAAUAAUUCUUCAAGUAUUAUAGUUAUGGAUUUUUCAAACAACAACAUAUCUGGAGUUAUUCCUGAGUCAAUAUGUUCCAUAGCAUCACUUCAGUCGUUGGACUUGAACAAUAAUAGUCUAUAUGAAGAGUUGCCCCUGUCCUUGAAAGAUUGUACGAAAUUAGUCAUUCUUGAUGCUGGACAUAAUGAUUUGAAAGGUGAAAUUCCAACUUGGAUUGGCGAAAGUUUAACUAGUCUGAGGUUCCUCAAUCUACGAUCAAAUAUGUUGGUCGGAGAUAUUCCUCCAAAUCUUUCAAAAUUGAGUUCUCUCCAAUUUCUCGACCUUGCAGAUAAUGAGCUAUCGGGAAUUAUUCCAAGGAGCUUUGGAAAUUUUACUGCCAUGAAAGUUAUUGGAAAGUUUUUAAGUUGGACCGAAGGUCAAAUUGGAUAUAAGGAGCAUAUGUUUAUUACAACUAAAGGAAACACUUACUCCUACGAUGAGUCACUUUCGUUUAUGAAUAUUUUGGACCUCUCGGAUAAUAACUUAUUUGGAGAAGUACUCGAAGAACUCGUAAGUCUUUCUGGCUUAUUCAGUUUAAAUUUAUCUGGAAAUCAUUUCACUGGAGAAAUCAUCGAAAAUAUAAGUAAAUUACAACAGUUGGAGUCCCUUGACUUGUCAAGGAACAACUUUUCCGGCACAAUUCCUUCUGGCCUCGCUGCCCUGACUUAUUUGGCUCACUUGAACCUCUCAUACAACAACUUGUCAGGGGAAAUUCCUCUUGGUAAUCAACUUCUGACCUUCACUGAUCCAUCUAUCUAUAUUGGCAAUCCUGGUCUUUGUGGGUUUCCUCUGAAUCAAAGUUGUGAGACAACACGAGGUCAAAAUAAUGCAGAUGAUAGAGAUGAGAAUGAGAUGAUAUGGUUCUACACGAGCAUGGCACCAGGAUUUGUUGUUGGUUUCUGGGCAGUCUGGGGAUCAGAAAACGUUGUUGUUCCCAGCAAGGAUGAUAAAUUUGAACAUCAAUAUCUGCUCUGCAUGGAUCUUCUUGGAUCUCAUGCUCAGAUCUUUUCAGUUGAUGAGUCUCCCAUUAAUGGGGGACAUGCUGCUGCAGCUGAUGGAAUUGGGCCGAAGAGGCUUUCACAUGCAUGUCAAUGUGACAAGGAUGAUAUGUGCACGCAAGAAUGA
Molecule: messenger RNA, 3054 nt
Organism: Musa acuminata AAA Group (dessert banana)
Lineage: Eukaryota; Viridiplantae; Streptophyta; Magnoliopsida; Zingiberales; Musaceae
Product: receptor-like protein EIX2
Exons: 3
Coding region: 1-3054 (1017 amino acids)
Molecular function (GO): protein binding
Source: RefSeq, a predicted model, not a curated record